UGCAUAGAUAAGGUAGGUGCUUUCUCUCUUCAGUCUCUCGGUCUGUACAGUGGUGUACACUGUGCACAGACAUGGCUGAAGCUUGUAGAAUUAUUCUCAACACUACAUUUCUUCCUUCACUCCAUUCUCUCCACAAAACACACAAAAAAGUCUCUUACUCACAACCUUUCUUGCACAAAAGGCACCCAGCAAUUCAGUGCUCAAUUUCAACAAGCAGUGACACCAAAGCAGCAGCAAAAGUGUCCGAGACCGUGCCAUGGGGUUGUGACAUCGAUUCUCUGGAGAACGCUGAGGCCCUUCAGAAAUGGUUGUCUGACUCAGGCCUUCCUCCUCAGAAAAUGGCAAUACAAAAAGUGGAAGUGGGAGAGAGAGGUUUGGUUGCUUUAAAGAAUAUUAGGAAGGGUGAGAUGCUGCUCUUCGUGCCUCCCUCCCUUGUCAUCGCUGCCGACUCUGAGUGGAGCUGCCCUGAGGCAGGUGAAGUGUUAAAACAAUACUCUGUACCGGAUUGGCCAUUGCUUGCAACCUAUCUGAUUAGUGAAGCAAGUUUUGAGAAAUCAUCAAGAUGGAGCAAUUACAUCUCGGCCCUACCUAGGCAGCCCUAUUCUCUUUUGUACUGGACACGAGCGGAACUAGAUACGUAUCUGGAAGCUUCACAGAUCAGAGAGCGGGCAAUUGAAAGGAUUACCAAUGUUACUGGAACAUAUAAUGAUUUAAGGCUCAGGAUAUUUUCCAAGUAUCCUCAUCUGUUUCCUGAAGAGGUAUUCAAUAUGGAGACUUUCAAGUGGUCGUUUGGCAUUCUCUUCUCUCGCUUGGUUCGUUUACCAUCGAUGGAUGGAAGAGUUGCCUUGGUUCCCUGGGCAGAUAUGCUGAAUCACAGUUCUGAGGUGGAGACCUUUUUGGAUUAUGAUAAAUCAUCAAAGGGAGUGGUAUUUACAACAGAUCGACCAUACCAGCCAGGUGAGCAGGUUUUCAUAUCAUAUGGAAGGAAAUCUAAUGGAGAGCUGUUGCUAUCUUAUGGAUUUGUUCCAAGGGAGGGCACCAAUCCUAGUGAUUCAGUGGAGUUGUCAUUGUCUCUGAAAAAAUCUGAUAAAUGUUACAAAGAAAAGUUACAAGCUCUGAAGAAGCACGGUUUGUCAGCAUCUCAAUGUUUUCCUCUACAAGUCACUGGUUGGCCGUUAGAGUUAAUGGCAUAUGCUUAUCUGGCAGUCAGCCCUCCAAGCAUGAGCAGGCAGUUCGAAGAGAUGGCUGCUGCAGCAUCAAAUAAGACAACCACCAACAAGAAUAUAACAUACCCUGAUAUCGAGGAACAAGCAUUGCAAUUCAUAUUGGAUAGUUGUGAGUUAAGCAUAUCAAAAUACACCAAAUUCUUGCAGGCAAGUGGAUCAAUGGAUUUGGAUGUGACAUCUCCAAAGCAACUUAACAGAAGAUUGUUCCUGAAACAGCUAGCAGUGGACUUGUGUAGCAGUGAACGCAGAAUACUAUUUCGUGCUCAAUAUGUACUGAGGAGAAGAUUGAGGGAUAUAAGGAGCGGUGAAUUGAGAGGUCUGAAGAUUUUUAAUGGGUUCAGAAACCUUUUUAGAUAACUUCAUAGUGUGUGUUUAGAAUCAGAGAUGGAUCUCUCUUGCUGAUCGGGCAGCAAGACAGCAAAGAAACAGGAGUCGAGGCCAGGCAUUACAAAGGAUGUUGAUGUGCAGGCUUUGCAUGCAUGUCCUUGAAGUAAAAUUUGAGUAAUUGAAGUAUUUACUGGGUUUUUUAAACCAUUUUUUCAUUGUAUUGUAAUACCAUAGAGACAUUUAUGAACAAUCAAAUAGCUUCCAACUACUA
Messenger RNA from Populus nigra (black poplar), 1824 nucleotides. RefSeq names its product ribulose-1,5 bisphosphate carboxylase/oxygenase large subunit N-methyltransferase, chloroplastic. The transcript has 12 exons. The record is from RefSeq and is a predicted model, not a curated record. Lineage: Eukaryota; Viridiplantae; Streptophyta; Magnoliopsida; Malpighiales; Salicaceae. Gene Ontology annotation, cellular component: chloroplast. Gene Ontology annotation, molecular function: [ribulose-bisphosphate carboxylase]-lysine N-methyltransferase activity; protein binding; protein-lysine N-methyltransferase activity. Gene Ontology annotation, biological process: peptidyl-lysine monomethylation. The coding region runs from base 72 to 1583 and encodes 503 amino acids.